AUGGCGACUCUCGGAGGGUACCUCAACAAAAAGGUCCUCGUCGUGACUGCCGACUCGCGAAUCUUGGUCGGCACCCUGGCGGCCUGCGACCAGUCGACAAACUUGGUCUUGACGGACACGCAAGAGCGAGUUAUCCACGAGCCUGACGAUGACGAGCCUUCGGAAAUCCACCCGCUUGGCCUGUAUCUGAUACGGGGGGACAACGUGUGCUCGGUGGGCUUGGUGGACGAGGCACUGGACGAAAGUAUCAAUUGGGCGGAAGUGAAGGGGUCGGAAAUCGGCGGCAUCAAGCAUGUCUAA
Molecule: messenger RNA, 300 nt
Organism: Ustilaginoidea virens
Lineage: Eukaryota; Fungi; Ascomycota; Sordariomycetes; Hypocreales; Clavicipitaceae
Exons: 3
Coding region: 1-300 (99 amino acids)
Biological process (GO): mRNA splicing, via spliceosome
Cellular component (GO): precatalytic spliceosome; U6 snRNP; U4/U6 x U5 tri-snRNP complex
Molecular function (GO): RNA binding
Source: RefSeq, a predicted model, not a curated record